Ruditapes philippinarum (Manila clam) is the source of this 2143-nucleotide messenger RNA. Its product is annotated as sphingomyelin phosphodiesterase-like. Lineage: Eukaryota; Metazoa; Mollusca; Bivalvia; Venerida; Veneridae. Gene Ontology annotation, molecular function: acid sphingomyelin phosphodiesterase activity. Gene Ontology annotation, biological process: sphingomyelin catabolic process; ceramide biosynthetic process. Gene Ontology annotation, cellular component: lysosome. The coding region runs from base 169 to 1995 and encodes 608 amino acids. The record is from RefSeq and is a predicted model, not a curated record. The transcript is spliced from 13 exons.
GAUAAUAAGAUAUGCUGAUAUACAGAUUCACUUAGCAUAUGACAUUGUAAAGUGCAAUCUAAUUUUACUAUGUAAAAGCACCAAUUAUUAUUGAUUUUACUUAUGAAUUUUGGAGAUAUAAAGAAGCAUAUUUAGAUUUGAUGUAAAUUAUCAUUUAGAUAUAAAAUUAUGGCACACACACUGUCCACCAUGUUGGUUGUUUUUACGUUAGGAACCAUAUUGUUGAGGAUACAGGCCAGCCCAAGUAUAACUAGACAAGUCAUUGACGUCAACAUUGCAGCGAAUCAACAUGCGUCCAUCAACGCUUUAGAGGAUAUUGCUAAUUUUGCUAUGAAACAUCAACAUGCACUUUACGCGGCAAGAAAAGACAGGAAAAUGGAAUGCGGUUCUAUUAAAAGUGUGAGCCCCAUCGACUGUGACAUCUGCGAGUACCUUGUUGAAGAGUUGAGCGACCUUGUGGCCAAAGGUUCGACGCAGGAAGAUAUAGUUAAAGUUUCAACUGAAGCAUGCAUUGGAUUUAAGAUAGAGGAUGAUAGAGUUUGUCGAGCUGUGGUCCAAGAAUUUAAGGAUGAGCUCUUCGGGGUUUUGUUGGGACUAGCCUACUCGCCAAAAGAAGUAUGCACUUACGUGUUAGGAACUGACUGUGGAGAGCCUUAUAACCCGAACGCAAUGUGGAAUGUUACAUUUCCUGAUGUCCCCAAGCCACCGGUAGUUCAGCCAUCAUUGCCAAAGCCGGAUUCUCCAAAAUUGCGGGUUUUACAUCUGACAGAUUUUCAUAUGGAUAAAGAUUAUAUGGAAGGAGCGAACGCUGAAUGCGGAGAACCUUUGUGCUGUAGAAUUGAAGAUGGACCUCCGGCAUCUGGGGACGCAGGGGCAGGAAAAUAUGGCGACUAUAGAAGUUGUGACAGUGCUCCAGUAACAGUGGACAAUUUGUUCCAACAUCUCACUUCUAUUAAAGACGAGUUCGAUUACGUCAUAUUCACUGGUGAUAUUCCUGCGCAUAAUAUCUGGAACCAGACGAGAUCUGAGCAAACUUCCGCCAUGGAUGUUUUCACAAAAUAUAUGAAGACAUAUUUACCAAACAAGAUUGUUUAUAACACUCUAGGUAAUCAUGAAAGUGCCCCUGUUAACAGUUUUCCACCCCCGUUUGUGACUGGUUUUAACAACGAGGCAUGGCUGUACAACGACACGGCAGAGAAUUGGUUAAACUGGUUACCAGCCGACACAGAAACAACCAUUCAAAAGGCGGGAUAUUACUCAACUAGACCUUUCUUUGGGCUGAAAAUCAUCUCGCUUAAUAUGAAUAUGUGUAAUAACGGAAACUGGUGGUUAUAUAUCAACGCCACAGAUCCAGCUGGUAUGUUACAGUGGUUUAUAUCAGAACUUCAAGAAUCAGAGGACGCUGGUGAAAAAGUACAUGUGUUAGGACAUAUAUACCCCGGAUGUAGCUGCUGCCUUAAACCAUGGAGCUGGAAUUAUUACAAGAUUGUAAACAGGUACGAAAAUACAAUAGUUGAACAGUUCUUUGGGCAUACGCAUGCCAUGACCUAUCAGAUGUUUUAUGACGAAGAAACAUCGCAGCGCCCCCUGGGUGUCACCUAUAUGCCCGGAAGUAUUACUACAUACUCGAACUUGAAUCCAGGCUUUAGAAUCUACGAAAUUGAUGGAAACUAUGCUAACUCAACAUGGAGAGUACAAGAUUACACGAACUAUUUUCUUAAUCUAACACAUGCAAACCUUUAUGGUGAAGUAACCUGGCAGAAAGAAUAUUCGGCUAAAGAUUCCUAUAAAAUGACGUCAUUGUUCCCAAAAGACUGGAAUGAUCUUAUCUACAGAAUGAAAGCAGACGACACUUUAUUCCAGAUAUUCUGCAGACACAAUUCGAAGUCAGCCCCGACCAAAUGUAGCACGUGUACUGGACAGUGCAAGAAAGACUUUCUCUGUGGUCUGAAAUCUGGGCGAAACGGUGACCCUGACAUUUGUAACGAUUUAUAAAAAGAGAAUAGUAGCAGUGGACACAUAAACAAUUAGUGCAAUACCGACCAUUAUAUGGUUAUAUAUUUAUUUUAUUUACGAUAUAUUUCUAUUACUGUCUUUAUAAUAUAAAGUAAAUUGGUACGAUUCCUGUGGAGGCAUUGACACA